AGUAUAACUUAACUUAACUCCCCACCAUUGCAAUGUACAGCGAAACUUGAUUAUUAAAAAUAAUCCAAAUCAUUCUGCUUUGAUCUUUGCAACUUUUUAAAGAUAAGUAAAUCUUUUUAAGGUAUAAUUGGACGAUUAUACAACCAAAAAUUUUAUUUGUUUCACUUCGUCUUUAAAAUAACACAAAAAAUAACGUAAGAAAAUGAAUAAUCUUCAAAGAUUUUGCUUAAAAACUCCGAAAUCGUUAUUUCAAGUAAAUAAAUGGAAAAAUGUAAGAUUUGAAUCAACAUCUAAUCAACAUCUUCCUAUAACUUUUUUAACCGAAGAAGAACAAGCAAUGAAAGACACCGUUGCAAAAUUUGCAAAAGAACAAAUUGCACCAUACGUACGUGAAAUGGAAGAAGCUGGAAAACUACGACCAUCACUCGUCGAGGCUUUAUUUAAUAACGGAUUAAUGGGAUUAGAAAUAUCUCCGGAAUAUGGCGGAUCCGGAGCUAAUUUUAUGUCAACGAUUCAAGUUAUCGAAGAAAUUUCAAAAGUCGAUCCUGGUGUAACAAUUUUAGUCGAAGUACAUAACACUUUAGUAACAGCGAUGCUUCAAUUAUAUGGAAGCAAAGAACAAAAAGAUAAAUAUUUAACAAAAUUAGCCACAAACAUGGUUUCUAGUUUCGCUUUAACGGAAUCCGGCUCCGGCUCGGACGCUUUCGCGUUAAAAACAACCGCGAAAAAGGAUGGAAAUGAUUAUGUUAUAAACGGCACGAAAAUGUGGAUUUCAUCAUCCGAUAUAGCUGAGUUCUUUAUUGUUUUUGCCAACGCUAAUCCGGCUUCGGGUUAUAAAGGAAUAACUUGUUUUAUCGUGGAUAGAAACACCCCCGGAUUUACAAUAAAUCGGCCAGAAAAAAAAUUGGGGCUCCGUUGUUCCGGAACUUGCACCUUAACCUUCGAUAACGUUCGUGUCCCCCAAACGAAUGUUUUAGGGGAAGUCGGGAAAGGUUACAAAUACGCAAUUUCAUUAUUAAAUCGGGGAAGAAUUGGAAUUGCCGCGCAACAAUUAGGGAUAGCUCAAGGUUGUUUUGAUGCAACGAUUCCUUAUUUAUUUGAACGGAAACAAUUUGGGCAAAAAAUUUUUGAUUUUCAGGGAUUAAAUUUUCAAGUGGCACAAAUGGCUACGGAAUUAGAGGCGGCACGACUAUUAACUUACAACGCUGCAAGAUUACAAGAAUUAGGAAAGCCGUUCGUGAAAGAAGCUUCGAUGGCGAAAUGGACCGCGGCUGCGAUGGCUCAAAAAAUGACGAUAAGUUGUAUCGAUUGGAUGGGAGGGUUAGGUUUUAGCCAAGAAUUCAUUCAAGAAAAGUUUUAUAGGGAUUGCAAAGUUGGGAGUAUUUACGAAGGGACUUAUAAUAUCCAAAUGAAUACGAUCGCAAAACAUAUCCGAACUGAGUAUCAAUAAAUAAAUCGCUACUAAUACGUUUAUUAAUA
Onthophagus taurus is the source of this 1479-nucleotide messenger RNA. Its product is annotated as short/branched chain specific acyl-CoA dehydrogenase, mitochondrial-like. The record is from RefSeq and is a predicted model, not a curated record. Gene Ontology annotation, cellular component: mitochondrion. NCBI's taxonomy places the organism in Eukaryota, Metazoa, Arthropoda, Insecta, Coleoptera, Scarabaeidae. Gene Ontology annotation, molecular function: flavin adenine dinucleotide binding; acyl-CoA dehydrogenase activity.